Molecule: messenger RNA, 6515 nt
Organism: Aethalodelphis obliquidens (Pacific white-sided dolphin)
Lineage: Eukaryota; Metazoa; Chordata; Mammalia; Artiodactyla; Delphinidae
Gene: SYDE2
Product: synapse defective Rho GTPase homolog 2
Exons: 5
Coding region: 277-3813 (1178 amino acids)
Biological process (GO): signal transduction; cell migration; regulation of Ras protein signal transduction
Cellular component (GO): synaptic membrane
Molecular function (GO): GTPase activator activity
Source: RefSeq, a predicted model, not a curated record
UGACUGAGUGGCAGCCAGGAGGGCACGUUCCCUUUCUCCGUCUCCCCAACCAGAACUUUGCAGCCUCCAGCGCAGACUCACCUUCCCGCUCCUUCUUUUUCCCGCCUUGACUCUUACUGCAACCCCCCACCCCCCUCGGUACGCUCUCUCUGCAUCCCUCGGUCUUCCUUAGCUCUCACCCACCUCCCUUCUCCGCCCUCCGCCUUGCCUCGCCCGACGCCCGCAGAGUAGCAGCCGGCAGCCCGUGCGCCCCGUUGCGGCCCGGGGCUCCGAGGCAUGCGCUCUGCGGCGCCGCCGCCCUCCCCCACCCGUCCCGCGGCAGAGUUAUGCCAAGAAUGUGAGGAGCCCGCGAGGGCCAGUGUCGGUCAUGGGGAGCCGCCGCCGCCGCCGCCGCCGCCGCCGCCGCCGCGAGCGCGGCUUCCUCCCGAGCGGGACUCCGAGCUGUCCCCGCACCAGGGGCGAGCCUGGCUGCUGAGGCGGAGGGGGAUGACGGACCCUUUGAGGAGGACGCUGUCCAGGCUCCGGGGGAGGCGGGGUCCUCGUGCCGCCGGGGGGCCCGGGCGCUGGGUGGCCACAGCAGCCACCGUGGCGGCCUUUUCGGCUGCCGAGGGAGAUGCCGGGGGUGCUCCGGGCGGGCCCCUACGCGAGCGCGCCGGCGGAACCCGGCCGAGCCUGGAGCGACCGCCGCCGUCGCCUCAGGCGUGGGGUCCUAAGGCGCGGGUCCCGGGAGGGCGGCCGGAGAGGUCGGGGGCGCUCGGGCCUCGGCCGCGCGGCGGGAAGGAGGCCGCACCCUCGGGCCGCGGGCUCACUCGCGCCUCUCUGCACGCUCCGCCGGGCUCCGAGGGCAGCGUAGAGGACGAGGAGGACGACGCCGACUACUACGAGAACCUGCCCGGCGGCUCCCAGCCCGCGCCGGAGCCUGAGGGGGCGGAGGCGGAGCGGUGGCCCCCGCCUCCCCCGGCCGCUGGCUCCUCCCCAGGGGCGGAGGGCGGCCGUCUGGAGACAGGCAGGCUGCAGACCCAGUUGCGAGAGGCCUAUUAUCUGCUGAUCCAGGCCAUGCACGACCUGCCCCCUGACUCGGGCAGGCGGCAGGGCGACCGGGGCAGGGCGGAUCGCGGCUGCCCUGCGGGAGCCCGGGCUCCGGGCCAGCCGCCUUCCCCCUGCGGCGCGGCGGCCCGCCGAGCCUGCCCCCGAGACUGCGAGCGGGGAGGCGGCGACUGCCCUUGGCAGCAGGUGUCCCCGCCCCGGUCGCCUCCGAGGGAGUCGGGGGGAGGCCGCCCGCGGACUCCUCGGAUGCGGCUGCCCUGCAGCAGAAGCCUCGACAGCCUCCGCGUGGGUGCCAAGCCGCCUCCCUUACAGCGGUGGUGGAGCGACAGCUGGAUCAGGUGCGGCGCGCGCGGGGAACCGGACGAGCCCCCGCCACGUGGAGGCGGGAUGGACGGCUGGAGCGGAGGCAGCUCCCGGGCCGCGGCGCCCUCCGGCCUCCGGCCUCCCAGCUCCGAGGACCCCCGCCGCUCCUCGGGAAGCCGCAGCAAAGAAGACGGCCAGGAGGGGCUCCCCUUCCUCAAACCGCCCGCGGUGACAGUCAAGAAGCUGCAGAAGUGGAUGUACAAAGGACGCCUGCUGUCUCUGGGAAUGAAGGGUCGCGCUCGUAGGACACCCCCCGAAGUCACCCGAGCGCAGGCAACGUCUCCAAAUCUGGGCGCUUUGAAAAUGCGGGAAAGCCAAGUCGUCUCGGUGCCGCCAGACCAAAGGAUUACGCUGACAGACUUAUUUGAAAAUGUCUAUGAGUCUUCAAUGAAGAGAAGAGAACUUGAAGAUCUGAAGGAUAAUAUUGGCUUCAGGGGUCAUAAGCCACUUAAUAGCAUCACUGUGUCAAAGAAACGCAAUUGGCUAUAUCAGAGUACUCUGAGAUCUUUUAAUUUGGAAGACGAAAAUAAGAAAUGCCAAGAUAUAAGUCAUUUAUCCAUCUCACCCGUUUCUCUACCUAAACUGCAGCUGUCACGACCUUUCCUCAAAUCAUCUGAAGAAUAUUGUACGUAUAUGGUGUGUACUGCUACAAAUUCUUCAUUAUCAAGAGACUGUUCAUUAGACUUUAAUGAGGAAAAUGAUGCAGAUGAUGAAGGAGAAAUAUGGUACAACCCCAUUCCUGAGGAUGAUGACUUUGGUAUUUCAAAUGCCUUGAGUUUUGGGGAGGCAGACUCUGCUGUUCUGAAGUUUCCUGAUGUCGGUUUGAGAGUAUUAUCUGGUAGUGACCUAAUGAAAGAAGAGCAGCACACUGAAGACUUGCUGUGCUCUUCUGAACACACAGGCGAUGUUCAGACCACACAGUCAAAUGAAAUAAAUCCUAUAGAUUCCAUCUAUUCCACAGAGUUUGUGGAGCAGUACAAGCAAAGGCAUGGACACAAGACACAAGAAGGUAUAAUAGGAGAGGAGAGUCCCACGUUGAAAUCUCCUUUUGCAGGUCCUGGGAUAGUAGCUGCUACAAAUAAGCCUGAUUUGGGAGUUGCAGGACCAUCUUCUCCAAGCCCUAGCCCUGUGAAAAAAGGCAGUUCAAUUCAUUGGUCUUUCCCGGAUAAAAUAAAAUCUCCACGAACUGUGAGGAAACUUUCCAUGAGAAUGAAAAGGUUGCCAGAAUUUAGCCGGAAACUAAGUGUUAAAGGAAACUUGAAUUAUGGAAACAGUCCGGAUAAUACUCCUUCCUUGUCUAAAUGUAACUGGCAAGAAAUUCAUAAUGCUGUUAUUCUACCUUCUGGGAACACAACCACAGCUGCUAAGAGGAAUGUUAUAAGCCGGUACCAUCUUGAUACUAGUGUGUCUUCUCAGCACAGCUACCAGAAGAAAACCUCUGUGAGUUCUAAGUAUUCCUGCAAAAGUGGUUACCUCAGUGAUGGAGAUUCUCCCGAACUUAUAGCUAAAUCUAGCAAACAUGGAUGUGAAAACAAAUUUGCAAAAGGAAAAGAAAUAAUUCCAAAUAGUUGUAGCAAGAAUGAAAUAGACAUUGAUGCUUUUAGACAUUAUAGCUUUUCUGAUCAACCUAAGUGUUCCCAGUACAUAUCUGGGCUCAUGAGUGUGCAUUUCUAUGGUGCUGAGGAUUUAAAACCACCUCGGAUAGAUUCAAAAGAUGUCUUUUGUGCAAUUCAGGUAGAUUCAGUAAACAAAGCCAGAACAGCUUUGCUCACAUGUCGGACAACGUUUUUAGACAUGGAUCACACUUUCAACAUAGAAAUUGAAAAUGCACAGCAUUUGAAAUUAGUAGUAUUCAGUUGGGAACCCACUCCAAGAAAAAAUCGAGUGUGUUGUCAUGGAACUGUUGUUCUUCCCACCUUAUUCAGAGUGACAAAGACACAUCAGUUGGCUGUCAAACUUGAACCUAGAGGUCUUAUUUAUGUGAAAGUGACUCUUUUGGAACAGUGGGAGAAUUCACUUCAUGGACUAGAUAUAAAUCGAGAACCAGUAAUAUUUGGUGUUGAUAUUCGAAAAGUUGUAGAGAAAGAAAAUAUAGGCUUGAUGGUACCACUCCUGAUUCAGAAAUGUAUUAUGGAAAUUGAAAAGAGAGGCUGUCAGGUAGUAGGCCUGUACCGAUUAUGUGGCUCGGCAGCAGUCAAGAAAGAACUUCGAGAGGCUUUUGAGAGGGAUAGCAAAGCUGUUGGUCUGUGUGAAAGCCAAUACCCAGAUAUAAAUGUAAUAACAGCAAAGUUUUCAAGCAUAUACACAAGUAGAGAGAAUACUAUGAUAAACCUUCUUUAUCCAUCACCUGGCUUCCAUAAUCAACACAUGACCAAACCUGUCUCAUUUAUACCCCUCAUUUGAUUCUCCCCAAACUUGGAUUAUUUUGAACCAUAUCUCAGCUAUCACAUCCUUUCACCUACAGAUGCUUUGGUAUGUAUUUCUAGAUCAUCUAUGUAUUUUGAUAGUCUUUCUCUUCUCUCUACUGUCAACUACCUUUUUUUUUUUUCUUGCUGUAAUAGUGUUUGUUUUUCUCUUCUAAUUUGCUUUCUUAUUUUACACACAAUUAAUUGUCUAGGUGAGAAUUUGAGGAAGGUUCAACUUGCACAUAUUCAAGAGAUUUUUAUUAGUUGAAAUCCUUAAAGCUAACUGUUAGGAUUGAGGCUUUCCAAAUAACUGAGCUUCCCAACCUCUGAACUCUGAAUGACUGUAUUUCAUAGAAUAUUUAAUAUUAUAUUCUUGGAUAACUAAAACUUUGAUCCCAAGCAUUUUAAUUCUGAGAUGGAGCAAACCAAAGCACUUUUUCUUUCUCUUAAGUUUUAGCAAACCAGAAAUAAUGGUUACUUUUAUUUUAUAAAGGAAGAAGGCAUAUUAUUUCUACUAAAAAAUGGGUCAUUUCUACAAAAAAGUAGACUUUUUCCCUUAAUAAUGUGUAAUAAACAAAAUCAGCGAAGGACUCAUUUUAUGAAUUUAUUAAAGAAAAAUUUUAUAAAUAGCAAUCCUCAGAAAAUUACACUCUAUAACUAAAUAAAAGGAGAUUUUGUCUUGGUUGAAGACUUUCUUGGAGAUAAAAAUUAUGUCAAAUGUGUAUAAUUUAAAAAGAUGAAGUGAUGUGGUUUGAAUUGAUUAUUUGUUAUAAGAGAAGGUCCUUAGUUGGAAAUUUGCAGCAUAUGCAGAAGGUAUGACAAUAGGUCAAUGAAACAUUUAUAGAAGUAUUCUUUUCUAAAAUUGAGAGUUUACAUAAUUUAUGAAUUGGGUAUUUCUUGGCUUUAUUCUUUGUAUAUUCCAUUUCAGUAAACCUGUUUUUCAGAAGAACCUAGAGCUGUUUUCAUUCUUGAUAAAAAGCCAAUGGGAUGACUUAAGGUUUGCCUGAGAAAUAUCAUUGGAAUUGCAAUAAAAUAUACACAAGGGCUCAUCGUGGCUCAAAGUAAAGGGUAUUGUUGAUUUGGGGAACUGGCCAGUAAUAGUGUUGCCUCAUGUGUUUGUUCCACGUGAACUCACAUUUCAAGUAAACUUUAAAAUAUAAUUAACUGUUAAGUAGGUCUAAAAGAAGAGAUAUUAAUGGAGUGAAUGAUAGAGUUUACUCACAGUGUAAUGCAUUCUUAGUAGUUGGUUUGUCUGGAAUACAGAAUGAAGUGCUCCAGACAAACCAGAUUUUUUUCAGUCAGGUGCAAAAUUUAAGGUAUAAAAUCUAUUCAUAGUACAAGAGAAGAAAUUGGAAAAGUCAACAUUAUUUAUUUAGUGAUUAUUAGAGUUUUAGGCAGAGAGAACAGGGUGAAUUUUGUGAUUGAGAAUUAAUAAAAUAUAGGUACUUCAAACCAGCCUCUGAGAAGAAGUAGUUUUAGAGAUUAGAAUGACUUGUUUUGAGUGUGGUGGUACGUGUAUCCCACCAUGAGGAUGAGUAGAAUUUCUCUGUGUAGUUGGUCCUGUGCCUGAAUGAGGGUGAGAGGCAUAUGGUUUCAUAGUAUCUAACUAUUACAGGGCAGCUUAAGAGAUGUAACUAGAACCAGCUCUUUAUUUAUCAAUAAUUGCCUGCUUCAAGUACAUGAUAAAAGAUUUACUGUGUUGCAUUAAAUAAACUUCAUCAUAAAUUCUCCCCAAGUCUUUUUUAAGUAGCUCCUGUAACAUUAAAGAUUGUCACUACAAAUUUAUUAUCUUACGGUUUUUAUGUCCCAAAGUGUUUGAAAGAUGUUAAGAAGGCAAUAUGGCUUUAAGAUGCUCCUGCCUAUCACUAAGUUUUUGGGAUAAGGCCAUAUAGCUAAUUUCUAGACAGAUGAGUAGUCAUAUCAUACAUGUUACAACGCACUAUGAAUACCUUCUCGCUGUUUCAUUUUAUAAAAUCUUUUGAUUAUUUUUCCUGUGACGUUUGUCUGCUUAUAGAAAAGCAACUAUAAUUUUUACUUCAUUGAACAUAAUGUUCAUUGAGCAUACUUUAAGUGCUUAAUAUUUGUUAUAAAAAUUCUCUCUUAUUUGCCCUCAAAUUAUAGUGAAGCAAGUAAUCUUGAACUUGGGUUAAUUUAAAAUUCCAUUUAUAUUAAUAGUUGUUUAGCAUAUUAAUCAUAUAAAGGAUAAUGAUAUUUGAAAUACAUGUUUCACUAAGGUAUAAAGUUAUCUUUUCUGGAGAUCUUUUAGGUUUUGAUUUAAUAUAAUUGCAUUACAGGGCAAGUCUCAAGCUACCAGGGCAUAUUGAGUUUUAUAAGAACUAACAAGUCUUGCUUUGUCAAGGAACAACUAUGGAACCUUUAAAAAAGAUUAUGCCCUAAAGGGUUAGUAGUGUCUUUAUUUGGCAGCUACAGAAAAUUGCAUUUUCACUUUCUAAUUGUAACUCAAUGCUCUUUACACUGAAUGUUGCAAUUCAUUGUAGGAAACUAAUGAUAGUAGUAAAGAUCACAUGAUAUAAGUUAAGGAAUGUGAAUAAACAAUUGUUGCAUGUGUACUGUGUACAAAAUGCUUUAUCAUUAUCAUCACUGUAUGUCUAACAUGUAUUGAUUAUUAUUAUAUGCCAAGCACUUUAUAUAUGUGUAUCUCUUUGUAUAUGUCGAAGAAAAAGUUUGGGGCUUCCCUGG